Molecule: messenger RNA, 4842 nt
Organism: Chanos chanos (milkfish)
Lineage: Eukaryota; Metazoa; Chordata; Actinopteri; Gonorynchiformes; Chanidae
Gene: smc1al
Product: structural maintenance of chromosomes 1A, like
Exons: 26
Coding region: 295-3996 (1233 amino acids)
Biological process (GO): sister chromatid cohesion
Cellular component (GO): meiotic cohesin complex; chromosome; nucleus
Molecular function (GO): protein binding; DNA binding; ATP hydrolysis activity
Source: RefSeq, a predicted model, not a curated record
GUUGCGCGCGCACUGUAGAUAGCUUAACUCUACCUGCAGCAAAUUAGACUGUGGUGUUUUAAUGGAUGAUAGACCUCAGUCGGUCUAAAACUUUUGCAAUCUAAUGCAAUACUCGAUUGCUCGAAAAAUAGGACGUUUUUGUUAUCCUGAGAUACAACAUUUUCAUUGGUUAUUCAGUGGUGUGGAUAGGAGGCGGACUAUUGUGCUAGCGUUAGCUUGCUAACAGCUAGCUAACUAACUAGCAUACAGGACACCGCUCUUUUUAGUUCUGGUCAUUUUCCUCUUGCUUUUGAAAUGGGCUAUUUAAAAUUAAUCGAGAUUGAAAAUUUUAAAUCCUAUAAAGGGAGGCAAAUCAUCGGACCCUUCCAUAAAUUUACAGCUAUCAUUGGGCCAAAUGGAUCCGGCAAGUCCAACCUCAUGGAUGCCAUAAGCUUUGUGCUGGCAGAGAAAACCAGCAACUUGCGAGUGAAGACACUCAAAGACCUUAUCCAUGGAGCUCCAGUUGGAAAACCAGCCGCUAACCGCGCGUUUGUGAGCAUGGUGUAUGAACAGGACAAUGGACAGGACCUGACCUUCACCAGAGUAAUCAUAGGCUCAUCCUCAGAGUACAGGAUCAACAGUAAAGUGGUGGGACUGUCAGAAUACAGCGAUGAACUGGAGAAACUGGGAAUCCUCAUUAAAGCCAGGAACUUCCUUGUCUUCCAGGGUGCAGUGGAGUCCAUUGCGAUGAAGAACCCUAAGGAGCGAACGGCUCUGUUUGAGGAGAUCUCUCGCUCUGGAGAGCUGGCUCAGGAGUAUGAUCGCAGGAAGAAAGAGAUGGUAAAGGCUGAGGAGGACACACAGUUCAACUACCACCGUAAGAAAAACAUCGCCGCUGAAAGGAAAGAGGCAAAGCAGGAGAAAGAAGAGGCUGAGCGUUAUCAGAGACUGAAGGAUGAAGUGGCCAGGGCCCAUGUCCAGCUGCAGCUCUUUAAGCUGUACCAUAACGAAGCUGAGAUUGAGAAACUGAACCGCGAGCUCUCCCACCGUAACCGUGAGAUUGAUAAGGACCGCAAACGCAUGGAUCGUGUGGAGGACGAACUGAAAGAGAAGAAGAAAGAACUGGGAAGAAUGAUGAGAGAUCAGCAAACCAUCGAAAAGGAGAUAAAGGAGAAAGAUGCUGAGCUCAACCAGAAGAGGCCUCAAUACAUCAAGGCCAAAGAGAACACAGCUCACAAGAUCAAGAAACUGGAGGCCGCUCGGAAGUCUCUCCAGAACGCCCAGAAGACUUAUAAGAAGAGAAAAGCAGACAUGGACGAGCUGGAGAGGGAGCAGAGAGCUGUGGAGAUGGCAAGGCAGGAGUUUGAGGAGCGUAUGGAAGAGGAGGCACAAAGCCAAGGCCAAGAUCUUCAGCUGGAGGAGAACCAGGUGAAAGCAUAUCAUCGUCUGAAGGAAGAGGCUAGUAAAAGGGCUGCCACUCUGGCCCAGGAGCUGGAGAAGUUCAACCGAGACCAGAAAGCAGACCAGGACCGCCUGGACCUGGAGGAGAGGAAGAAAAUUGAGACAGAGGCCAAGAUCAAGCAGAAGAUCAGAGAGAUUGAGGAGAACCAGAAGCGUAUUGAGAAGCUGGAAGAUUACAUCGCCACCAGCAGGCAGUCCCUAGAUGAGCAGAAAAGGAUGGAAGAGGAGCUGACGGAGGAGGUGGAGCAAGCCAAGAGGAGAAUUGAUGAGAUCAAUAUGGAGCUAAACCAGGUGAUGGAGCAGCUGGGCGAUGCUCGUAUUGACAGACAGGAGAACAGCAGACAGCAGCGCAAGGCAGAGAUUAUGGAGAGCAUCAAGAGACUCUACCCUGGAUCAGUGUACGGCAGACUGAUCGACCUUUGCCAACCCACUCAGAAGAAAUAUCAGAUUGCCGUGACCAAAGUACUGGGAAAGAACAUGGACGCCAUUAUUGUGGACUCAGAGAAGACUGGUCGAGACUGUAUCCAGUACAUCAAAGAGCAGAGAGGAGAACCGGAGACUUUCCUUCCUCUCGACUACCUGGAGGUUAAGCCUACUGAUGAGAAGCUGCGUGAGCUGCGUGGUGCUAAACUCGUGAUCGAUGUGAUUCGCUACGAGCCACCCCACAUUAAAAAAGCCUUGCAGUACGCCUGUGGAAACGCCCUGGUCUGUGAGAAUGUGGAGGACGCACGCAGAAUCGCCUUCGGAGGACCCUACCGACACAAGACUGUGGCGUUGGAUGGGACACUUUUCCAGAAGUCUGGUGUGAUCUCUGGAGGUGCAAGUGAUUUGAAGGCUAAGGCUCGUCGUUGGGACGAGAAAGCCGUGGACAAGCUUAAGGAGAGGAAGGAGAAACUCACAGAUGAGCUCAAAGAGCAAAUGAAGGCAAAAAGGAAGGAGGCGGAGCUUCGUCAGGUCCAAUCACAAGCUCAUGGCCUGCAGAUGAGACUGAAAUACUCCCAGAGUGAUCUGGAGCAAACGAAGACGCGCCACUUGUCCCUCAACAUGCAGGAGAAGUCUAAGCUGGAGAGCGAGUUGGCUAACUUUGGGCCCCGUAUCAAUGACAUCAAAAGGAUCAUCCAGUCACGUGAGAGAGAUAUGAAAGAUCUCAAGGACCGCAUGAACCUGGUGGAAGAUGAAGUUUUCGUGGAAUUUUGUAAAGAGAUUGGCGUCAGGAACAUUCGUGAAUUUGAGGAAGAAAAAGUCAAAAGGCAGAAUGAAAUUGCCAAGAAGCGUCUGGAGUUUGAGACACAGAAGACCCGUCUGGGUAUCCAGCUGGACUACGAGAAAAACCAGCUUAAGGAGGACCAGGAGAAAGUCAUCAUGUGGGAGCAAACCGUCAAGAAGGACGAGAGCGAGAUUGAGAGGCUGAAGAAGGAGGAGCAGAGACAUAUGAAGAUCAUUGAUGAGACCAUGGCCCAGCUACAGGAUUUGAAGAACCAGCACCUCACCAAAAAGUCCGAGGUCAACGAUAAAAACCAUGAGAUGGAGGAGAUCCGUAAGAAGCUGGGUGGUGCCAACAAGGAGCUUACACAGCUUCAAAAGGAAGUGACAGCCAUCGAGACAAAGCUGGAACAGAAACGCAGUGACAGACAUAACCUGCUCCAGGCCUGUAAGAUGCAGGACAUCAGACUGCCCCUCAAAUCAGGAACAAUGGAUGACAUUAGCCAAGAGGAGGGGAGUUCACAACCAGAGGAGAGUCUAAGCAGCAGCCAGAGAACCUCCAGUACUGUCCUGGCCAAAGAAGCUCUCAUAGAGAUUGACUACAGUGUCCUGGCCGACGACCUGAAAGAUGCGUUGUCAGAGGAAGAAGUCAAGGCUGAGAUGAACACGCUGCAACAGCGUUUGAAUGAACAGCAGAGCAUUCUGCAGAGAAUCAGCGCGCCCAACAUGAAGGCCAUGGAGAAACUGGAGAGUGUCCGAGACAAGUUCCAGGAGACCAGUGACGAGUUUGAGGCUGCCAGGAAGAGGGCGAAGAAAGCCAAGCAGGCCUUUGAGCAGAUAAAGAAAGAACGGUUUGACCGUUUCAAUGCCUGCUUCGAGUCUGUUGCCACCAACAUCGACGAGAUCUACAAGGCCCUGUCCCGAAACAGUAGUGCACAGGCCUUCCUCGGCCCCGAGAACCCAGAGGAGCCUUAUUUGGACGGCAUCAACUAUAACUGCGUAGCCCCAGGCAAGCGCUUCAGACCCAUGGACAACUUAUCUGGAGGAGAAAAGACUGUGGCUGCUUUAGCCCUGCUGUUUGCUAUUCACAGUUAUAAGCCUGCGCCUUUCUUUGUGCUGGAUGAGAUCGACGCUGCUCUGGACAACACCAACAUUGGCAAGGUGGCAAACUACAUCAAGGAUCAGUCUGUGCAGAACUUCCAAGCCAUUGUCAUCUCCCUGAAGGAGGAGUUCUAUACCAAGGCUGACUCCCUUAUCGGAGUCUACCCAGAGCAAGGAGACUGUGUUAUCAGUAAAGUGUUGACCUUUGACCUCUCGCAGUAUCCUGACGCUAACCCUAACCCUAAUGAAUAGAUGAACACAUACAUUCCUGUAUCAUCAUUCAACUCUGAGGUUUCAUUCAGAUUUGUUUCUAGAUAAGAACAGUCAAUAUCAUGACAAAAAAAAACAUUCUGCGGAUUGUGGGAAUGUAGUUGCCAUGACCACCUAAGGUUCUCGUUUUUAAGCUUAAAUAAGAAAGUGAUAUCCAUCGUAAUGACAGGCAUUCAUGUUCUUUGAUUAAAUCCAUCAGUCCUUCUGUAAUGUUCAGUCGCAUAGCGCUGCAAAAGCUAUUGUUUUUAUGUCAUUUAGUCAAAUUAUCUAUCAUGUGUGUCUGUUGCUUUGUGUCCUCUUGAUAAUGUUGGAACCAACUGGUUUGCCAUUUUUGCUUUUCUUUUUAUAAUUACAUGCUGACAUUUUUGUAGUUGAUGCAGAGAUAAGGAAAUGAGAGGUGGCAGAGUGAGUUUUCUUCCCCUAACUUUUACACAUUACCUCCUUAUAACUUUCUCUGUUGUAUAAAGUACUUGUUAUAAGAAGAAAAUAUUUACCCCUUGACAUGUGUUUUACAAAAUAAAUUAUGGAAAAAAAAAAUCAAGACAAUUCGUGGAAAAAAAAAAGUCUGAGGGUGUUGAAUGUAGGUUAAUUUUCUGUUGCCUUGUUCUGUUACAAGUUAAUCUUGAAAUGUUUUUUAAAAUUCUUUGCCCACAGGACAACAACAUGAACAUUUGUCAUUUUGGCUAUUUAGAAUGUUUCUGUACAACAUCCAUUGUUUUAAUCUCUCUUGUAUCCAUUUUUUUUCCCCAUUAGGGCCGUGAAAGUAUUUGUAACCCUGACCAUGACUUGCUUGUAUCUUUGAGUAAAAUAAAGAUCCCUUUUCUGCCA